AUGAAGCUGCUCCUGCUCCUCGGCUUGGUGGCCAUGGCCCAGUGCCUUGCCCUCAGGGUCCCUCUGUGGAGGGGGAAGUCCCUGCGGCAGUCGCUGCAGGAGCACGGCUUGCUGCAGAACUACCUGAAGCAGCACCCCUACAACCCGGCCACCAAGUACUUCGCCACCAGCGCCUCCGCCGAGCCCCUGCAGAACUACAUGGACAAUGAGUACUUUGGCACCAUCUCCAUCGGUUCCCCAGCCCAGGAGUUCACUGUUAUCUUUGACACCGGCUCCUCCAACCUGUGGGUGCCCUCCGUGUACUGCUCCAGCCCAGCCUGCACGAACCACAACCGCUUCAACCCAGCCGACUCCUCCACCUUCAUCGGCACCAACGAUACCGUUGAAAUUGCCUAUGGCACUGGCAGCAUGACUGGCAUCUUGGGCUACGACACCGUCACCGUAAGGCACCAGCCACCCCCAACCCCAGAGUGGGGACACUAGGACACUGCCUGCCUAAACCAAACCCUUCUCCCUCUCCCUGACCAGGUUGCAGAUAUCGAAGUUCUCAACCAGAUUUUCGGGCUGGCUGAGACCGAGCCUGGCGAUUUCUUCUACUACAUGCCCUUUGAUGGCAUCCUGGGGCUGGCUUUCCCGAGCAUCGCCUCCUCUGGAGCCACCCCUGUCUUUGACAACAUGAUGAAGGAAGGCCUUGUUGCCCAGGAUCUCUUCUCCGUCUACCUGAGCAGGAAUGGGCAGAGCGGCAGCUUUGUCCUCUUUGGUGCCAUCGAUUUCUCCUACACCACCAACGGCAUCUCCUGGAUCCCCCUCUCUGCUGAAACUUACUGGCAGAUCACCAUGGACAGCGUCUCCAUUGGCGGGCAGAUUGUCGCUUGCUCUGCUGGCUGCCAGGCCAUCGUGGACACAGGCACCUCGCUGCUGGCUGUGCCCAACUCAGCCCUUAACAACCUCCUGAGUGCCCUCGGUGCCAGCUCCAACGGCCAGAUCAACUGUGACGCUGUCAGCAGUCUGCCUGAUGUUGUCUUCUACCUCAACGGCCAAGGCUUCCCUGUGCCACCCAGUGCCUACGUGAUACAGAGCGAUGGGUACUGCAUCCUCGCCUUCCAAGGCAUGAACAUUCCCACUGAGUCGGGCGAGCUCUGGAUCCUGGGGGAUGUCUUCAUCCGCGAGUACUACGUCAUCUUCAACAGGGCCAACAACAUGGUGGGGCUGUCCCCACUGCCCUGA
Messenger RNA from Athene cunicularia (burrowing owl), 1227 nucleotides. RefSeq names its product pepsin A-like. Gene Ontology annotation, molecular function: aspartic-type endopeptidase activity. The record is from RefSeq and is a predicted model, not a curated record. Lineage: Eukaryota; Metazoa; Chordata; Aves; Strigiformes; Strigidae. Gene Ontology annotation, biological process: proteolysis.